This is a messenger RNA of Capsicum annuum, 634 nucleotides long. RefSeq lists its product as uncharacterized. The record is from RefSeq and is a predicted model, not a curated record. Bases 131 to 415 code for a protein of 94 amino acids. The transcript is spliced from 4 exons. NCBI's taxonomy places the organism in Eukaryota, Viridiplantae, Streptophyta, Magnoliopsida, Solanales, Solanaceae.
CCCCUCCUUAUGCAUGCACUUUUUCUACUAUCUUUAUUAUUUUCUCUCUCCAUUUGCCUCUACUUCUUGAUUGAAUAUUCAAUAGUUUUGUCCAUUUCAUUCAAAAGAUAGACUACGUACAUAACCUAAAAUGUAUCAAAACCAACAUCACCCUUUUCCUUGUUUGUGUUGCCACCCUCAUACUUACAUUAGAAUGGUACAAAAUAUGAUAGAGAGGUGUUUGGUGCUUGGGAUGGAUAGAGAUGAAUGUGCUAAGACACUAGCUAUACAUGCCAGAAUUCGUCCACUCAUAACACUAACAGUGUGGAGAGAGCUUAUGAAGGAGAACAAGGACUUCUUUCAAGCUUAUUUCACCAACAUACCCUCCUCAAGCUUUCAAAGAGAACCAAGAUUUGGGAGAUGGAAACAAUAUUGACUGCAUUGGAGGGGAGACCCAAUGUCUGAUAUUCACAUUGAAUUCAGACCAUAUCUAGACAUGUUUCUGCGCCCAAUCUGAGGGCGGCACUCCCAACAGGAGGCGGCCACCUAUAGAAGAGUGAUUUGAACUUUUUGACCUUCAUUAAAAGGCUCCUGUUUGGACAAAAUCGUCUUUUCACCUUUUCUUAAAUUAUUAUUUAAGUUUUUUUUUUAAUAA